UGGACUCCGGGAAGGGGCGCUCUCAGGGAAGUAAACCGCGUUGCAAGCGCGUCUUUCAGCCUCACCUGCCUCUGCAUCUGCUUUGCACCUGCAGCUUCGCCUUUCCCCAGUAGGGCUGACGCUGACUAGAAGGGUGACGGGGGGCGCCUGCUCGCGUCGUCAUGGCCUACCCGGGAUACGGAGGAGCGUUUGGAAGUUUUAGUGGUCAGAUGCCAGGAAUGCAGAUGCAAAUGGGACAGCCAGUGCCAGGAACAGGGCCAAACCUGCUGCGUGGUGGAUACCCAGCAUAUUCUGAUAGUUAUUCCUCAGUGGGAGACCCCAUGUGGACAUACUUCACUGCUGUUGCUGGACAGGAUGGUGAAGUGGAUGCUGAGGAACUUCAGAAAUGUUUGACGCAGUCUGGAAUUAAUGGAACUUAUUCUCCCUUCAGUUUGGAAACCUGCAGAAUUAUGAUCGCCAUGUUGGAUAGAGAUUACACAGGGAAAAUGGGAUUUAAUGAAUUCAAAGAACUUUGGGCAGCUCUUAAUGCCUGGAAGCAAAACUUCAUAACUAUUGAUCAAGACCACAGUGGCACAGUGGAACAUCAUGAAUUGAAUCAAGCCAUUGCUGCUAUGGGUUAUAGGUUGAGUCCUCAAACAUUAACUGCUAUUGUUAAACGGUACAGCAAGAAUGGCCGAAUCUUCUUUGAUGAUUAUGUUGCUUGCUGUGUGAAGCUUCGAGCAUUGACAGAUUUCUUUAGGAGAAGAGACCACUUGCAACAAGGGGUUGUGAAUUUUGUAUAUGAUGAUUUUUUGCAGGGUACUAUGGCAAUUUGAAUGUCUAGAAUUUGAAAGCUGAAGAAACACUGUGAAUUUUUUUACCUGGAAGAAAUGAACUGGACUACUUUGAAUUUGAAGCUUUGGGGGCUUUUCUAUGUUUCUCCUUGUUAAACCUGUUCUCUUUCUAUGUGUUUUUACUUUAGUGCAUAGUUCAAAGCAAUAAAAGAAGUGCUUUUGUAUUUGGAAUAUUAAUUGCUUUUAGAAAAGUUAUCACUUAACAGGUAUCUGUAUGGUAUCCUAAAAUAUUGGUAUAUGAUGAAUUGAUAUAAAUACCUUUUAACUUUAAUUUUUAAUAUUGUUAUCCCAGAAGAAUGUACUUACAAGAGACUAUAUAAGAAGCCAAAUAAUGAAAGUCUAGAUAAAGCUAAUGUAUACUUACCAGAAGGUUACAAAUUAUACUUUGAAAUUUUGUUUGUAGUCAUUGGUUGUGAAAGGAAGCUAGAAGGAGAAGCCUGGAUUUUGUGCCAUAUUUGUAAGAGAGUUUAUUCCUUGAUCACAUAAUUCAAGAACAGAAACUCACUGGUCUUUGUCUAUGAAGAGAGAAAGUUCCUAAAAUUUUAUGUUACAUCACCUUAGGUGCACCAUAAAUUAACCUAUAGAAAUAAGGCUACAGGAGGCAUUUUUUUUCCUUUGUUUUUGU
Molecule: messenger RNA, 1458 nt
Organism: Neomonachus schauinslandi (Hawaiian monk seal)
Lineage: Eukaryota; Metazoa; Chordata; Mammalia; Carnivora; Phocidae
Gene: GCA
Product: grancalcin
Exons: 8
Coding region: 162-815 (217 amino acids)
Molecular function (GO): calcium ion binding
Source: RefSeq, a predicted model, not a curated record